AUGGGCAAGCUCCUGCUCCUGCUCCUGCUGCUAGGAGCUUUUGUUCUUCUGUUGAUCCAAGCCCAAGAAAGAAUAUGCAUGUCCUGCCACAUGUUUGUGAAUGGCAAGUGUGUAGAAAGUGAAGGUAAAUGCACCAUGGAGGACGGCGGUGCAUGCAGAACCAGGGACAUCUAUCUUUUCAAUGCAAGAGGUGGGUUUCUCUACAACCACACUAUGCUGGAGUGUUCUAAAUCUUGUAAGGCUUCAGAAGAGAGUUAUUUUCAUCUAAAAAUUUCAACUUUUUGUUGCAAAAGUCAAGACUUCUGCAAUAAAUAUAAAGGAAAGUGA
This is a messenger RNA of Rattus norvegicus (Norway rat), 327 nucleotides long. RefSeq names its product prostate and testis expressed protein F (gene Pate-f). NCBI's taxonomy places the organism in Eukaryota, Metazoa, Chordata, Mammalia, Rodentia, Muridae. The record is from RefSeq and is marked provisional.